AUGGCUCUGAACAGAGACGUUGUUCUCACAGGGAAGAAGAAGCAGAGUUCCCACGACAUCGUUUCACCACCAGUUGAAGCUGGGAAUCAGAGCGACAUCGUUUCAUCAUCGUCUGGAAAAGAGAAGCAAUGUGAAACUGUUCCAUUGCUUGCUCAAGGGAAGAUACAACGCACGUGGAGUGACGUCGUUUCUGGCGAAAUGCCACUUAGUCCUCAAACUUGUUAA
Molecule: messenger RNA, 225 nt
Organism: Linum trigynum
Lineage: Eukaryota; Viridiplantae; Streptophyta; Magnoliopsida; Malpighiales; Linaceae
Source: the annotation of a GenBank genome assembly